Messenger RNA from Strongyloides ratti, 468 nucleotides. Its product is annotated as Calcineurin-like phosphoesterase domain, apaH type-containing protein. The record is from RefSeq and is a predicted model, not a curated record. NCBI's taxonomy places the organism in Eukaryota, Metazoa, Nematoda, Chromadorea, Rhabditida, Strongyloididae. The transcript has a single exon. Bases 1 to 468 code for a protein of 155 amino acids. Gene Ontology annotation, molecular function: hydrolase activity.
AUGAAUAAAAUUAUUAUUGAUCCUAUAAUAGAAUCAAAAACUCCAGAUCAAUUGUGGGAUGAAAUUUAUUCAAAAGAAAGAAUUGUAAAAAAAGUUAAUUUUACUUGUGGAUUAAAUCCUAAAUCACAUGAUUGUAUACGAGUUGUAUGUAUAUCAGAUACACAUAAUAAACUUUCUGAUAUCAGUUCAUGUAUACCUCCUGGAGAUAUUCUAAUACAUGCUGGAGAUUUUACAAAUUUUGGAAGUAUUGAAGAAAUAAAAAAAUUUAAUAAUGAUUUGGCAAAUCUUCCACAUACUUAUAAAAUAGUAAUUGCUGGUAAUCAUGAAUUAGGAUUUGAGGAUAAUGAAGAUGAAAGUUUAAGAGAAGAAAUUUAUAUAAAUAAAGGCACAAAAAAAGGAUAUAAAGAAUUAGAUAAUUGUAUAUAUAUUCAAGAUAAACUUAUUGAGGUAAGUUAUAUUUUUUUAUAG